CCUGUGCGCCGGUUCGCCGGUCGGUUUGCAGCUGGGAAAAGGGGAACCAACUGGCGGAGGCAGCAUCGGUGGUACGGUGCUAUGGACCUCAGGGACAAUGUCGAGACAGGGGAGACGGAAAACCACCCGGAGUUUUUCUACGUGCCGAUUCCAGAUGAAGCACCGUGCAAGAGGGAGCAGGAAAAGCUGUCAGGGGUCGUGAAAAACGUCCACAGAAAACUGCGCAGGAAAUACAGAGAGGUGGGAGACUUCGACAAGAUCUGGCGCGAGCACUGUGAGGAUGAGCAGACGCUGAGUGAGUACGCCCUCGCCAUGAAGAACCUUGCUGACAACCACUGGACCAAAAACUGCGAAGGAGAGGGACGCAUCGAAUGGUGUCGCAGUGUCUGUCAGGAAUACUUUUUGGAUGGCGGGAUGAAAAGAAUGUUAGAGAAGGAUGAGAAAAGUGCCACGCUUGGCAGGGGUCUGACUGCAGCAUCUGUAAGUGCCCAAACGUACAGCACCAUCCCCAGUUCCAUCUCUCAGCUGGGAAAAAUGCGCCUUCUUGACGUGGGAAGCUGCUUCAACCCUUUCUUGAAGUUUGAUGAAUUCCUUACAGUUGGUAUUGACAUAGUGCCUGCAGUUGAGAGUGUGUACAAGUGCGACUUCCUCAACCUUCAGCUCCAGCAGCCUCUGCAGCUGGCCCGUGACGCGGUAGAGGCCUUCCUCCGCCAGCUCCACAACCCCAUCGACACUCUGCCUGCCCAGCUUUUCCACGUGGUGGUCUUCUCCCUGCUCCUGUCCUACUUCCCUUCCCCAUACCAGCGCUGGAUCUGCUGUAAGAAGGCCCAUGAGCUGCUGGAGCUGCACGGCCUGCUGCUCAUCAUCACGCCCGACUCCUCCCACCAAAACCGCCACGCCCUCAUGAUGCGCAGCUGGCGCGUCGCGGUGGAGUCGCUCGGCUUCAAGCGCUACAAAUACGUCAAAUACUCCCACAUGCAUCUCAUCGCCUUCCGUAAGGUGUGUCUGGCCACCACCAGCGACCUGGUGUCACGAAACUACCCUGAGAUGCUCUACAUCCCUCAGGACUUCCACUCCAAUGAGGAGGAAGAGUGUGCCGACGUGCCCGUGCAGGUGCGCUCCGAGUUUGAGGAUGACCAGCUGGCUUGGGGCUUCACGGAGCUACCUGACACGCCCUAUGAUUCAGAUUCCGGGGAGAGCCAGGGCAGCUCGGUGCCUGGCUUCCACGAGCUAGAAGACCCCAUCCUGCUUCAGAGCUAGGCUUAACCAGCCCCCCCCCCUUUUCUCUACGUAACUGUCACCUCCCCUUCAACUGCUGCGCUGCCAAAUUUAACCUGCUGCAUUCUUCUCCCACUUCUCCUCCCUCUCCUCAAAUUAAUGCAGUUUGCACAGUGUGAAAGAGAGAAGUUUACAGAUUAUUUUCUCAUAUCCACUCUCCUCUGAGAGUACACACACAUACACACACAGAUAUACACAUACCACACACUAAGAUGGAUAUAUUUUGAUAAAUGUCUAGGUUUUUUAAGAGUUGGAAAGCAAAUGCCCUUGAGAUAUCUGAACUCCCUUCUCCUCGAUUUCCACCCCAUCUUCCAAUCAGCUCUCAAUAACAAAAGUCAGCUUGUCUACAUUCUGUACUCAGUCUCUGUUUGAAUAAGCUAGUGUGGCAGGCUGCUUAGUACAAAAGACAAAUACAGCAACACGAGCAGUGUGACAGGAGUUUGAUUGCACUGGAGAGACUGAGAUGGAAUGACUGGGCCGGUACGCUUGCUUGUGUCACAGUCAUGCAGCUAGAUUUUCUGAAAAUUCUUGAUGUGCAUUUAGUUUUCCAAGACAAAAAAAUGAAUAUCAUUGUUUUGAAAUAUAUAUUCAGUCAAAACAUUGGUGUUGUCCAGUGUUAAGUGUGGCAAUGCCAUUUUAAUUUGGCAUCCUCUGAAUGAUUUGUGUAUCUUUUACAAGAAAGUGGUAUUUGUAGCAUUUUAAACAUUUUCAGAACCAUACGGUAGGAGUAUUAUUAGGUUUACUAAUGUGAAACUGUAACUGUGUUGACUCAUUGUAAAAAGGUACGAGUAUUUCAGAGUAGGUAUUACACUUUUUUCCUCCUCUCGUUGUCCUCACAAAUAUUAAUACAGAAUUAUCUCCUGUUUGAUUUCCAAUACAUUUUUGCUCUCGAGCAAAGAAAUAAUACGCUGCAAGUCAGUGACCCAUAACAAAUGGACUUUACAGCACCAGUAUCCUUUGACGCAAUUUUGUAACUUUGAUGUGAAAAUACAAUUAGGUGCUCUGCCUCCAAAAAGAUCCAGAUCUGAGCUCCUCACAGUCAGAAAAUUCACCUUGACAGAAGAGAUUUGCACUAACUUCCUGUUUUGUCAUACAGAACCUCUGAAAAGGUGAGAAACUGUAGAUUUUAGCAAUAGCAAGCGAGACCAGAUCUGAAGAUCCUUAAUCCCGCGGGGGUUAGCUAAAGACACUACCAGACGAAAUGUUAGUGUGUGUUCCUGCCUGUCCCUGAACAGGCGAAAUGUGUGGGUGUGGUUGGGUUUGUCAGUGUGAAUGAAGGAAUGAAUUUGCGUUGAAGUGUUUCUUGUCAGUGGCACUUUAUCAUUGAUCCCAAAGGGUGUCACAAAAUGUAGUUAUUUUCCUAUGAUGACAGUUUUACAACCAAUAUGAUGGGCCCAAAAGUAAGUCUAAGGUGCCUUCUUUGUUCACAUUCACUGUACGUUUCGCAGCAGACUUUCAUGCCCCUGGAGAAAAUGAAACCCAUACCUUUUAACGAAAAGAUAUCAAGCUUCUUUGGUCAAGCAGUACAUACAAAUGUCCGGUUCUCUUUUAUUAUAUUAAUGGAUAACAAGAAACAUUUCCAGUGUUGAUGUAAAGCAUUGUGUUGUUGCCAUUCCCAUAUCAUUUUCCAGUUAAUGCACAUCUCUCUGCUGAUAUCUCCUCUCUUACUCAGUACCACACAUACUCAGACUUUGAAGAAGCGUUUUUUGUGAUUUAUUGGUGCAUUUGUCUUCCAGUGUUUCUUUUGGUCCAUUUGCAUGAGAUGGUUCAUCUUCAUCAUCAACAUUUUCAACAAUGCAGAACAACGUGUGCUUCUAGUAUGGUUGUAUUUCUCUUUUAUAAAUGAAU
Messenger RNA from Chelmon rostratus (copperband butterflyfish), 3126 nucleotides. It is a transcript of the gene samtor, whose product is annotated as base methyltransferase of 25S rRNA 2 homolog. Gene Ontology annotation, biological process: negative regulation of TORC1 signaling. The transcript is spliced from 5 exons. Bases 82 to 1260 code for a protein of 392 amino acids. Lineage: Eukaryota; Metazoa; Chordata; Actinopteri; Chaetodontiformes; Chaetodontidae. The record is from RefSeq and is a predicted model, not a curated record.